UAAGGAAAGGAAACGAAUAAUAACAAAAACCUACAACGCGCAAACGCGCCGGAAUUUCGUGUUUUCCUUCCCCUUCUGUCCUUCCGCUUUGCACGUUCUCCACACUCGUCUCCUCUAUCUCCUCUCUUAACCUAAACGCCGCGUUUUUCAGAUCUCCCCUAUGCCAUGAGCCUCCGGCAGCGGCCUUCUGCGGCCCAGCCGCGGCCACCACCGGCGGAAUCGGAGCCGUACAACAUCAUCCCCAUCCACAACCUGCUGGCGGACCACCCGUCCCUGCGGUUCCCUGAGGUCCGCGCAGUGACGAGCGCGCUCCGGGCGGUGGGGGACCUGAGAAAGCCGCCCCACGGGCAAUGGGCGCCCCACAUGGACCUCCUGGACUGGCUGGCCCUCUUCUUCGGCUUCCAAAUUGACAACGUCCGGAACCAGCGGGAGCACCUGGUGCUCCACCUGGCCAACGCCCAGAUGCGCCUCUCGCCUCCCCCUGACAACAUCGACGUCCUCGACUCCACCGUUUUGCGCCGCUUCCGCAAGAAGCUUCUUCGCAACUACAACGCCUGGUGCUCCUACCUAGGCAAGAAGUCCAACAUCUGGAUCUCCGAUCGCCGGGAGGCCUCCUCCGCCGCCGACCACCGCCGCGAGCUCCUCUACGUCUCGCUCUACCUCCUCAUCUGGGGCGAGGCCGCCAAUCUCCGCUUCGUUCCCGAGUGCAUCUGCUUUAUAUUCCACAACAUGGCCAUGGAGCUCAACAAGAUCCUCGAGGACUACAUCGAUGAGAACACCGGUCGGCCGGUCGUGCCCUCGUUGUCCGGCGAGAACGCGUUCUUGAACUGCGUGGUUAAACCCAUCUACGAGACGAUCCGGGCCGAGGUUGACAGCAGCAAGAACGGCACUGCGCCGCAUCGUGUGUGGCGCAAUUAUGAUGACAUAAACGAGUACUUUUGGAGUAAACGGUGCUUUCAAAAGCUCAAAUGGCCGCUCGAUUUGUCGAGUAAUUUCUUUGUGAUGAGUGGUAGUGGGAGGCGUGUGGGGAAAACUGGGUUUGUGGAGCAGAGGUCGUUUUGGAACUUGUUCAGGAGCUUCGACAGGCUGUGGGUGAUGCUGGCGUUGUUUUUGCAGGCGGCGAUCAUCAUCGCCUGGGAACAGAAGGACAAUCCAUGGCAGGCAUUGAGGAGUAGGGACGUGCAAGUCAAGGUUUUGACAGUAUUCUUCACGUGGAGCGGAUUGCGGUUCGUGAAGUCCUUGUUGGACGCUGGGAUGCAGUACAGUUUGGUAUCCAGAGAGACGCUGGGGCUCGGGGUGAGGAUGGUGAUGAAGAGCGUGGUUGCGGCCGUGUGGCUCUUGAUUUUCGGGGUGUUCUAUGGACGGAUAUGGUCUCAGAAAAACCACGAUCGGCGGUGGUCCGCCGAGGCGAAUCGGAGGGUGGUGACUUUUUUAGAGGUCGUCUUGGUUUUCGUCUUGCCGGAGAUUUUGGCGAUUGCCCUGUUUAUUAUUCCGUGGAUUAGGAAUUUCAUCGAGGAGUCCAAUUGGAGGGUGUUCUAUAUUUUGUCGUGGUGGUUUCAGAGCCGGACUUUUGUGGGUCGUGGGUUGAGGGAAGGUCUGGUGGAUAACAUAAAGUACACUCUGUUCUGGAUUCUGGUGCUUGCCACCAAGUUUUGUUUCAGCUAUUUUCUGCAGGUCAAGCCCAUGAUCGCCCCAUCAAAAGCGCUGUGGAAUCUGCAGGACGUGCACUAUGAAUGGUAUCAGGUUUUCAAACGCAGCAACAGAUUAGCGGUUGGGCUUCUGUGGCUUCCUGUUGUUCUGAUUUAUCUCAUGGACAUUCAGAUUUGGUAUUCAAUCUAUUCCUCUUUUGUUGGGGCAGCCGUGGGGUUAUUUCAGCACUUGGGUGAGAUUCGGAAUAUUGAACAAUUGAGGCUGAGGUUCCAGUUCUUUGCAAGUGCUAUUCAGUUCAAUCUCAUGCCGGAGGAGCAGCUGUUGAAUGCAAGGGGGAUGAGGAACAGGUUUAAGGAUGCCAUCCACCGAUUGAAGCUGCGAUAUGGGCUUGGUCGGCCCUACAGGAAGCUUGAAUCAAACCAGGUUGAGGCUAAUAAGUUUGCUCUCAUAUGGAAUGAGAUCAUUUCGAUUUUCAGGGAAGAAGAUAUAAUCUCUGACACUGAGCUUGAGCUGUUGGAGCUGCCGCAGAACUCGUGGAAUGUCAGGGUCAUCCGCUGGCCUACUUUCCUUCUCUGUAAUGAGCUGCUGCUUGCGCUCAGUCAGGCGAAGGAGUUGGUGGAUGCUCCUGACAAGUGGCUCUGGUAUAAGAUAUGCAAGAAUGAGUACAGGCGGUGCGCUGUGAUGGAAGCUUAUGAUUGUAUCAAGCACUUGCUGCUUGAGGUUAUCAAACGCAACACCGAAGAGCAUUCCAUUAUGACCGUCUUUUUUCAAGAGAUCGAUCACUCUAUUGAGAUUGAGAGGUUCACUAAAACUUUCAACAUGACGGUACUUCCCCAGCUCCACACCCAGUUGAUCAAAUUUGUUCAGCUGUUGAACAAACCUAAGAAAGAUCCUACGCAGGUGGUAAACGCUCUGCAGGCCAUUUAUGAGAUUGCCAAAAGGGAUUUUUUCAAGGAGAAGAGGACCGUUGAACAGCUGAGGGAGGAUGGUCUGGCUCUUCGCAAUCCAGCUUCUGCUCAGGGUCUGCUUUUUGAGAAUGCUGUCAGCUUACCUGAUGCGGAGAACGAGGCCUUUUAUCGGCAGGUUAGGCGGCUGCACACGAUUCUUACCUCUCGGGACUCGAUGCAUAAUAUCCCGGUAAAUCUUGAGGCAAGACGCCGGAUUGCCUUCUUUAGUAAUUCCCUUUUCAUGAACAUGCCCCACGCCCCCCAAGUUGAGAAAAUGAUGGCUUUCAGUGUUCUGACUCCUUACUACACUGAAGAAGUAGUGUAUAGCAAAGAGCAACUUAGAACAGAGAAUGAAGAUGGGGUUUCGACCCUGUACUAUUUGCAGACAAUUUAUGCUGAUGAGUGGAAAAAUUUUGUGGAGAGGAUGCGGCGAGAAGGGAUGGUGAAAGAGGAAGAAUUAUGGACAACCAAGCUGAGAGAUCUCAGGCUUUGGGCCUCGUACAGAGGCCAGACACUUUCCCGGACUGUAAGGGGAAUGAUGUAUUACUAUCGGGCUCUUAGGAUGCUGGCGUUUCUGGAUUCUGCAUCGGAGAUGGACAUCCGGGAAGGAUCACGGGAACUCGGAUCGAUGAGACGAGAUAGCUUGGAUGGUUACAACUCGGAAAGGUCAGCUUCUGUGAGGAGUUUGAGUAGAACAAGCAGUGCAGUGAACUUGUUAUUCAAAGGACACGAGUAUGGGACUGCUUUGAUGAAGUACACAUACGUGGUUGCCUGCCAGAUAUAUGGGACUCAAAAGGCAAAAAAAGAUCCUAAUGCGGACGAAAUCUUGUAUCUAAUGAAAAACAAUGAGACCCUUCGAGUGGCCUAUGUUGAUGAGGUUUCUACAGGGAGGGACGAGAAGGAGUACUUCUCUGUCCUUGUGAAGUACGAUCACGAGUUGGAGAAGGAAGUGGAAAUCUACAGGAUAAAGUUGCCUGGUCCCUUAAAGCUUGGAGAGGGUAAACCUGAGAAUCAAAAUCAUGCAAUCAUCUUCACCCGUGGUGAUGCUGUUCAGACUAUUGAUAUGAACCAAGACAACUAUUUUGAAGAGGCACUCAAAAUGCGUAAUCUGUUGGAAGAAUUCAGGCGCUAUUAUGGUAUCAGGAAGCCUACUAUCUUGGGAGUUAGGGAGCACAUUUUUACUGGUUCUGUUUCAUCGCUUGCUUGGUUUAUGUCGGCUCAGGAAACAAGUUUUGUGACCUUAGGACAGCGGGUUUUAGCAAACCCCUUGAAGGUUCGAAUGCAUUACGGCCAUCCAGAUGUUUUUGACAGGUUUUGGUUCAUGACUCGUGGUGGCAUCAGUAAAGCUUCUAGAGUGAUUAACAUCAGUGAGGACAUUUUUGCUGGCUUUAAUUGCACAUUGCGAGGAGGCAAUGUCACCCACCAUGAAUACAUCCAAGUUGGCAAAGGAAGGGAUGUUGGGUUGAAUCAAGUAUCCAUGUUUGAGGCCAAGGUUUCUAGUGGAAAUGGUGAGCAAGUUCUCAGCAGAGAUGUAUACAGGUUGGGUCAUAGGCUGGACUUCUUCCGGAUGCUGUCAUUCUUUUACACUACUGUGGGAUUCUUUUUCAACACAAUGGUGGUUAUUCUGACUGUAUAUGCAUUUCUGUGGGGUCGACUCUAUCUGGCUCUUAGUGGCGUUGAGGCUGCUGCCAACACAAAAAGCAAUGCAGCGCUCGGUACAAUCUUGAAUCAGCAGUUCAUCAUCCAGCUUGGUCUGUUCACUGCUCUUCCCAUGAUAGUGGAGAACUCUCUUGAGCUUGGGUUCCUUCCAGCUAUCUGGGAUUUCUUGACAAUGCAGCUCCAGCUUUCAUCUGUUUUCUACACAUUCUCUAUGGGAACUCGUGCUCACUACUUUGGCCGGACUAUUCUUCAUGGCGGCGCAAAAUAUCGAGCUACUGGGCGUGGUUUUGUCGUGCAGCACAAGAGUUUUGCAGAGAAUUAUAGACUCUUUGCUCGUAGCCACUUUGUGAAGGCGAUUGAACUUGGUCUGAUACUGAUAGUUUACGCAACGCACAGUCCUAUAGCCGCUGACACAUUUGUUUACAUAGCCAUGACCAUCACAAGUUGGUUCCUGGUUAUGUCAUGGAUUAUGGCUCCCUUCGUGUUCAAUCCUUCCGGGUUCGAUUGGUUGAAGACUGUUUAUGAUUUUGAUGACUUCAUGAACUGGAUUUGGUUCCGUGGCAGUGUGUUUGCAAAAUCUGAACAGAGCUGGGAAAGAUGGUGGUACGAGGAGCAGGAUCAUCUAAGGACGACUGGUAUUUGGGGAAAGGUACUGGAAAUAAUCUUGGACCUCCGAUUCUUCUUUUUUCAGUAUGGGAUAGUAUACCAGCUAAACAUUGCUGCUGGGAGUACCAGUAUAGCUGUUUACUUGUUGUCUUGGAUCUAUGUGUUUGUGGCGUUUGGUAUAUAUGUGGUAAUAGCAUAUGCUCGGGUUAAAUAUGCUGCAAGGGAACACAUCUACUAUCGUCUGGUCCAGUUUCUCGUGAUUAUACUUGCAAUACUUGUGAUACUUGCCCUGCUGGAAUUCACGGAUUUUACGUUUGUUGAUAUUUUCACUAGUCUGUUGGCAUUCAUCCCCACCGGUUGGGGACUGUUAUUGAUUGCCCAAGUAUUUCGGCCUUUGCUGCAGUCCACUAUACUUUGGGAGCUUGUUAUUUCUCUGGCUCGAAUGUAUGAUGUAAUGUUUGGAGUCAUUGUUAUGGUUCCUGUGGCUCUACUGUCAUGGUUGCCUGGGUUUCAGUCAAUGCAGACGAGGAUCCUCUUCAACGAAGCAUUUAGCAGGGGCCUCCGCAUUUUCCAGAUUGUUACAGGGAAAAAAUCUAAGGGUGACGCAUGAUUUGAGGUCUGAUGUCAGUGUGAGUUGUAGAGAAACGAUAGAAGUUGAGAAGCUUGAUUUCUUUUUUGCUUUGUGGAGGUUCUUGUGUGUAUUCCAGAAAGGGCUUCCAUUAUAUUUCAUUUCAAUUUCAGCCAGAGGCAGAGAGGACAAUAUUAUUUCAUUCUUCAUCACAGGGUUCAUCUUCCCUUUACUAGUGUAAUUAGUAAUUAGUUUUGUUUUUCUCAUUUUCAAAGUAAUAUUUGGUUACUUGUGCUUAACCCUUCCCAUUUUCCCACAAUUCCCCAUGUUUUUGAAAGGUAUAGCUCUUGGCAUAGUUUGUUUACCGAGUGUAGAGCAUAGGGUUUUAGUUUGCUGAGAUUGUUAGAAUAUUUGCUAUUCUUUUGUCAGAAAUUGAGCAAGCAAUGUUUACUCAUUCUUCAUCUGUGAUA
This is a messenger RNA of Corylus avellana, 5900 nucleotides long. RefSeq names its product glucan synthase-like 5 (gene GSL05). The record is from RefSeq and is a predicted model, not a curated record. Gene Ontology annotation, biological process: (1->3)-beta-D-glucan biosynthetic process. Gene Ontology annotation, molecular function: 1,3-beta-D-glucan synthase activity. Lineage: Eukaryota; Viridiplantae; Streptophyta; Magnoliopsida; Fagales; Betulaceae. Gene Ontology annotation, cellular component: plasma membrane; 1,3-beta-D-glucan synthase complex.